Messenger RNA from Brenthis ino (lesser marbled fritillary), 966 nucleotides. Lineage: Eukaryota; Metazoa; Arthropoda; Insecta; Lepidoptera; Nymphalidae. The record is from the annotation of a GenBank genome assembly.
AUGGCGCGCCGGAGGAGCAGUGGUAUCACGAGCCUGGGGUUUAACCAGGAUCAAGGCUGCUUCACUUGCUGUUUAACAUCUGGCCUGCGCGUCUAUAAUGUGGACCCAUUGGUUGAGAAGGCACAUUAUAGCAAGGAAGAGUUGGGAGAAGUGUCGCUAUGUGAGAUGGUGUUCCGUACGAAUUGGCUGCUAGUGGUGCGCGCGCGCAGGCCUUGCAGCCUCAUGCUACUGGACGAUCAGCAACGUGCCUUCAAAGCCGAAGUGCUGUUCAAAUCGCCCAUACGAGCGUUACGAGCUCGCAAAGACAAAGUGGCGGUAGUAUUAACGUCGUCCAUACAAGUGUUAUCACUGCCAUCGUUAGCGCGUGUCGCAUUGCUCCGUACCCCGGCCGCCGCCCGGCCGCUGUGCGCGCUCGCGACAGAUCCCAACGCGCUACAGCUACUCGCCGCGCCGGCACAUAGGAAGGGUUCUCUGCAAUUAUUGGACGUAUCUCGAUCCGUUAAAGGAGCAGCAUCCAGUUCCCCUGCUGUUGUGGGCUGUCAUCAAACAGAUCUAGUUUGUAUAAGUCUGUCAGCGAACGGUGCCAAGUUAGCCACAGCUUCCGAACGCGGGACCAUCAUACGCCUGUGGGAUACUGCUACUAAACACAUGCUGCAUGAGUUGAGACGAGGUUCGGAUUACGCGGAUGUUUAUUGUAUAAACUUCAACACGUCCGGGUCGCUGGUGUGCUGCGUGUCGGACAAGGGCACGCUGCACGUGUGGCGCGCGCGCGGGCCCUACGCGCACGUGUGCGCCGCGCCCGCCGCCGCCGCGCGCGCGCUCUGCGCCUUCGCCGACGAGGGCAGCGCUGUCGUUAUCUGUGAAGACGGAACAUUUCACAAAUUCUCGUUUUCCACUGAAGGCAAUUGCCAUCGCAGCGAUUUUGAAUAUUUCUUACAGGUUGGUGACGAUGACGAAUUUUUGCAU